AUGAAAUAUCAUCUCGAAUUUGCGGUGCUGAUCGCGUCCAUGAGCGGCUUCAUGCUGGGAUACGAUGCUGGCGUGGUAUCUGAGCUAUUCACUUCCCCAAGAUUUAUGCAGACGUUUAACAUUACAGAAGACAACUGGGAGAUGAUCAAAGGCAAUAUGGUUGCUAUAUUACAGGCUGGCUGUGCUGUUGGAGCUCUCAUUUCAAAUAUUCCAGCAGGCAAGCAUACAUUUUUAUUAUGA
Umbelopsis ramanniana AG is the source of this 240-nucleotide messenger RNA. RefSeq lists its product as uncharacterized. The record is from RefSeq and is a predicted model, not a curated record. The coding region runs from base 1 to 240 and encodes 79 amino acids. NCBI's taxonomy places the organism in Eukaryota, Fungi, Mucoromycota, Umbelopsidomycetes, Umbelopsidales, Umbelopsidaceae. Gene Ontology annotation, cellular component: membrane. Gene Ontology annotation, molecular function: carbohydrate:proton symporter activity. The transcript is spliced from 3 exons. Gene Ontology annotation, biological process: carbohydrate transport; transmembrane transport.